Messenger RNA from Peniophora sp. CBMAI 1063, 1812 nucleotides. The record is from the annotation of a GenBank genome assembly. Lineage: Eukaryota; Fungi; Basidiomycota; Agaricomycetes; Russulales; Peniophoraceae.
AUGCUGUUCCGCCCUCUUUCCGCCCUCGCUUGGGCAUCGCUAUGCACCGCGGCGGCCACAACCCGUCUCCUCAAAGAACGCGUCCACGACCCGCAUCACUGGCGUCGCGUCGACACCGCACCCCGUUCCCACGUCAUCCCGCUCAAACUCGCGCUCCCACAGUCACGGUUCGAUGAGCUCGAAGAUCAUCUACUGGCCGUGAGCGAUCCGGAGCAUGAGCGGUAUGGGCGGCAUUUGACGAAAGGAGAGGUGGAGGAGCUUGUUAGGCCGGGGGAGGAGAGUGUGAGGGUUGUGGAGGAGUGGUUGGAGGAGAUGGGGUUUGGGGAGGGUGAGGCGGAGUGGUCGGUGGCGAGGGAUUGGGUGUUGGUCAAGGUACCGGUCGGGCUUGCGGAGGACAUGCUCGAUACAACAUUCCACACAUGGCAACAUACGUCCAGUGGCGCUUACACCGUCCGCACGACGAGCUAUGCACUUCCCAAACACGUCCACCCGCACAUCGAACUCGUAUACCCAACCACUUACUUCGGAGAUAUGCGCCCGAUGAGUAGUACAGUGCAAACGUCCAAAGCGGACAAGUCACUAUUGGAGAACUACAGGGCGGCGGCGGCACAGCGUUUACAGGGUUCGGAGGCGAACAACGGGACUAUCGACCCGUCAUGUGGGCAGAUGAUUACGCCGGAUUGCUUGCUUGACUUGUAUAAUGCGCGAGGCUACAAUGCGUCUGCCGACAGCAAUAACAGUGUCGGCGUGACAGGAUUCCUCGGUCAGAACGCAGUCUUCACAGAUGUGCAAUCGUUUUACGCCGACUAUGUCCCGGAGGCGGCGAACUCGUCUUUCAACGUCGUACUCGUCAACGGUGGCGAGAACAACCAGAGCCUCUCAGAGGCAGGCCAAGAAGCCGAUCUUGAUGUUCAAUACGUGUUUGGGUUGUCGUAUCCUACGCCCGGCACGUUCUGGUCCGUUGGUGGUAGUCCGCCGUUUGAUCCCGAUACCAGCACCCCGGAGAACCGCAAUGAACCCUACAGUGAUUGGCUGGACUACAUCCUGGCGCAAGAUGAGAUCCCGCAGACAGUCUCCUCCAGUUACGCCGAUGACGAGCAAACCGUACCCAUGGCAUACGCACAAUUUGUCUGCCGCAAGUUCGCUCAACUCGGCGCUCGAGGUGUAUCCGUCCUGGUAGCCUCCGGUGAUCAAGGAACCGGAGACGUGAACCCUGAUCCGGAGACUAGCGACCUCUGUAUUGCCAACGAUGGAUCCAAUCACACGAUGUUCCUUCCCAAGUUCCCUGCGAGCUGCCCGUAUGUCACCGCUGUUGGUGGCACGCGGGAGAUUCCAGAGGUUGCGGCCAACUUUUCUAGUGGGGGGUUCAGCAACUACUUUACAACGCCAAAGUACCAGCAGUCCGUUGUGUCCUCAUACAUAUCCUCGCAUGUGCCCGACAGCUACAUCUCGUCAGGACUGAUGAACGCGAGCGGCCGUGCCUUUCCCGACGUCUCAGCUCAAUCAGUCAACUACCUCACCUACUUCGGCGGCGAGCUUUCAACAAACACCGGUACCUCCGCAUCAGCACCCGCCUGGGCCGCCAUCAUCUCCCUACUGAACGACGCGCGCCUUCGUAACGGGCGUUCCGCGCUCGGCUUCUUGAACCCCUUGCUCUACUCCAAGAACGUGAGCGCUGCGCUCAACGACAUCACGGAGGGCGCGAAUCUCGGAUGUGGGACGGAGGGCUUCAACGCUACGGAGGGAUGGGACCCAGUUUCUGGACUGGGUACGCCGGACUUUUGGAAGCUCAAGGCGGUUGUAGCUCCGUGA